Patella vulgata (common limpet) is the source of this 717-nucleotide messenger RNA. Its product is annotated as 60S ribosomal protein L10a-2. Lineage: Eukaryota; Metazoa; Mollusca; Gastropoda; Patellidae. The coding region runs from base 36 to 689 and encodes 217 amino acids. Gene Ontology annotation, molecular function: structural constituent of ribosome; RNA binding. The transcript is spliced from 5 exons. Gene Ontology annotation, cellular component: large ribosomal subunit. The record is from RefSeq and is a predicted model, not a curated record. Gene Ontology annotation, biological process: translation.
GUUAUCGGCCUUUUAGUAGCGUGUCAGCCUUCAAGAUGAGUAAGAUCAACAGAGAAAAUCUGAGGGAAUCCAUUACAAAUAUCUUUGAGUAUGCUACCAAGACCAAGAAGCGAAAGUUCACCGAGUCAAUUGAACUGCAAAUUGGUUUGAAGAACUACGAUCCCCAGAAGGACAAGCGUUUCUCCGGAACCAUUCAAUUACGUCAUGUUCCAAAACCUAAGAUGAGAGUAUGUGUCCUUGGUGAUCAGAUUCAUUGUGAUCAGGCUAAAGCUAAUGAUUUUCCUUGUAUGGACGCAGAUUCCUUGAAAAAACUCAACAAAGACAAGAAACUUGUCAAAAAACUAGCCAAGAAAUACGAUGCUUUCCUUGCGUCUGAAACUUUAAUUAAACAGAUUCCUCGAUUACUGGGACCCGGUUUAAACAAGGCUGGUAAAUUCCCCACCCCCAUCUCCCACAAUCAGUCGAUUGUCAGUAAGGUCAACCAGGUCAAAGGAACCAUCAAAUUCCAGAUGAAAAAGGUAUUGUGUUUGUCCGUUUGUAUCGGACACAUCAACAUGUCACAAGAAGAGGUCUACACCAACGUCAAUUUGGCUAUCAAUUUCUUGGUCUCCUUGUUGAAGAAGAAUUGGCAGAAUGUACGAACCCUUCAUAUUAAGAGUUCUAUGGGACCUGUCCAGAGAAUCUAUUAAAACAUCUUAAUAAAGAUUACAUGAAGUA